AUGGAUUUGACUAGCUCUGCUGCAAAAAUUCUAAUUUCUGGUGUUUUUCUUUUUAUAGCAAAUAUCAUACUAUUCCUAGUUUAUCGAAAAGCUUAUCGUUUUAACAGUGAGCGGAACACGGCGACAUACCCAAUUGUGAACAGUUUCUAUAAAAAAGUGGCUUUAAUAAAUGCAUUAUAUUUUAUUGAAUCAAUCUUGAUAGUUGUUAAUCUAAAUGUUACUAAUGAAUGGCUUAAUAAAAUUGCAAUAAUAUUUAACAAUACUAUGAAAACUAUCGUGAUAUACAUAGGACAAUCAUGUCAAGUAUUAAUAGCUCUACUUGCAAUUCGAAAGAUUUUUAUUUUCUUUUUCCCGGACACGAAACAAUAUUUAAUGGUUACCGAAUAUACACUAAAGAUUACUACCAAUUGUAUUUUAUUGGUUUUUGUGCUAGGAUUUUUAGCAUUAAAAAGCGGGUUUUUUGGCAAAAACGCGAACAUUGUUAGUUACAAAAUUAGAAAUUCUUCAUUCAAGAAUAUUUUUUUAGAUGGCUUAUGUACUGCUCAUCGUUAUACUCCCCAUUUGUGCAUUAUUUCAAAUUCUGAUUCAAUUUGUCUCAGCUCAGCGUAAUAAGUACAUUUUGUGCCAAUUUAUUCUGGUGGUGAUUAUGAAAAUUACUUGUUGUAUAAUGUCUCUUUUCCGAGUUCAGGCCACAAUUCAUGAGGUUUUUCAAGCCGCUGAGUUAUCAGAUUGCUUUCUCACUCCUGUCUUUAUUAAAAUAUCCUAUUUAAUGUACCAUCGGCCCAGUUUUAAAACAUUUUGUAAAUGUUUGAAUUGCUGUAAAUGUUUCAAAACGACUACAGUUGAACCACUGGGACAUAGACAAGAAAUUUUUGCGAUAAAUGCUAAUUAAUG
Messenger RNA from Caenorhabditis elegans, 894 nucleotides. The record is from the annotation of a RefSeq genome assembly. NCBI's taxonomy places the organism in Eukaryota, Metazoa, Nematoda, Chromadorea, Rhabditida, Rhabditidae.